UACAUCAUGGCCGGACCGUGCAGUCGGUUUCAUGGCUGAUCCAGUGUCAACUUACACUGUAACGAAAUGUUGUUGAAGCGAUCGAGCUGUGGGUGUUUUACCUGUAAAAUGCUGCAGAGUCGAUUUCAACCACGACCUCAGAUAUGAUCCAACAAUGCAGGUUAACAUCUGUGUGUGUGGCUGCAGGUCCAGCCUGGUUCUGCUCCUCUGCCACCACAGCUGACUGACAGGGACCGACAGGAACAGUGCAGGUGAGCGGACAUCACGUUAGCAACAUGGUGAAUGGAGGAUUUGAUCGUAUUGCAAAGGAUGAACAGAGACAUUGAUAAUAAGGUUGUCUUCAACUCUCAUCACUACACUAUGAGACUAAUGGAGACUUAAGCUCACCGCUGGAUUACUCCAUUCAUAUUUGCUCCUGAGGGAAACUGGAAGGUAAACGCUAUUUGCCAUGCGUAUCAGUUUCUGCCAGGGCCUGUUAUCUGGCGCCAUCCUUCUCAACCUCCUCAUUCUCUACUAUGUGUCCCGGGCCCAGCAGCAAAUGAUGGAGAAGAGGAAGGAGCUUGGUAGGGGCACAAGGAGGGCCGCCCUCCCGGCCUCUGGUCUUGGGGGAGGCCUAGGGUUACUUGUAGGAGCCGGAGGUGAGCCCGGAGUGGCCGGGGGGGAGGGGCACAAUCGUGGCUCACGUGUGACUGUUCUUCUGCGGGAGUUUGAAAACUUUGAAAAUUACGUUGGGGAUGUGGCCAAUUCCUUCCUCCGCCAGAGACCUGAGCUUCCUUUCCUGGCUGUGGCGGACACGCCUCCGUACCCUCCCCUGGUGCUCUCAGAGGGGGCUCGGCUUCUUGUGCUCUCCCCCAGCCCAGACCAGCCUCCGCAAGCUCACAGGCCAGAGUUCCACGUCCAGACAGAGUUCGUUCUGCUGGUGCCUGACGGGGUGGAGCUCGAGCAGCCUCGGGCUAUAGAGAGGCUGAUCAGGGAGUUGGAGGGUGAGGGUGGGGGGCCAGUGAGGCUGGUGGCUGCACCUGUGCUGGCUCGAUCUGCCGUGCAGUGUCUCCACCUGCGGGUGAACCUCAGAGAGUGGACAGCUACCUACUCCCCAGCGGCGUCUGGGAGCAGUGGGAGUGUGUGCACGGCUUUACAAGGAGAUGCAGUUGUCCUCAUCCGCACUGAGGAUCUAUUUAACCUGUCCGUCCCUCUGGGGCGUCCCCUCUUUUCCUCCCUCUUCGUUCAGACUGCCUUGAGGGGCUGGAAGGUCAAGCUGCUGGAGAGCCCCUGUUUCUCCGCAAGCCACCGGCCCCUCUUCAGCUCCGCUCACAACCAGUGGAAGGCCGACACUCGACUGAAGGAGGCCACUGGAAAGCUCAUGAGGAGCUUUGGUCUCAAGCGUCUCCUGCUGUCUGACGGGAAGGAGCAGUGGUACGGCUGCAGCAAAGAGACGCCUCGUUGCUUUGGCACCGUACAGGAUGACACUCCCGACUACCUUUAUCUGGAUCGAUGGACUCCUCCCUGCUGCCUGCGAGCGCUCAGGGAAACCACCAAGUAUGUCAUCAAUAUCCUCGAGAGUUCGGGUGUGCGCUACUGGCUGGAGGGGGGGACUCUACUGGGCGCCAUUCGCCAUCAAGACGUCAUCCCGUGGGAUUACGACGUGGACCUGGGCAUUUACCUGGAGGACGUGCCCAACUGCGAUCACUUAAAAAACCUGGACUCAGGCUCUCUUGUGGAUGCUAACGGCUACGUGUGGGAGCGGGCGGUGGAGGGAGACUUCUACAGGGUCCAGUACAGCGAGGCCAACCACCUGCACGUUGACCUGUGGCCAUUCUAUUCACGCAACGGUGUGAUGACAAAGGACACGUGGACAGAGCACAAACAAGACGUGGAGUUCCCAGAGCACUUCCUGCAGCCGCUGAUCCCCAUGACCUUUGCUGGCAUCACUGCCUACGGCCCCAACAACCACCGGGCCUUCCUGGAGCUGAAGUUUGGAGAGGGGGUGAUCGAGAACCCCCAGUACCCCAACCCUUCAAAAAAGAGGCUGGACAGAAGCAAAUUAUGAGAGACUUAAUAUGUCGUACUGUAUUUGUUUGUUACAACCACUUGAAACUCAACAUCUUUUGUUUUUUUAAACAACCUGAAAGAUGAUACCUGAAGACACAUAUGGUGCCACAAUGACUGACUGACAACUGUAUCAACUGAAAACAGUAUAAUCACAAGUCUGAUGACAUAAGUAUCAUUGUUAUGUUUGUCGAAAAUAUACAAUACAGAAAAUAUGAGCUUUUACAUUGGCAAUUGUUUAUUUUCAUUAUUUCACGUUAUAUUUUGGGUUAUUUAUUUGUGUUUAUUAUUUAUUUUAAUAAAGUUUAUGGUUAAACUGUAUAAUUUAUUUGAUCGCAAGGGGUCAAUAACAAUAACAAUAAUUUAUAUAUAUAUCGGCCAAUAUAUCAUUAUCGGACAUUUUAUACUACUACUACAUCGUUCAGGCUCUUCUAUUAUCAGUAAAUACAUGUGAGGUCUAUGGUUGGAUUGUCUUUUCAUUCGUUGUGAGUGGCCAGUUUGUUGAGGGCAUGAACAUUUAAAAUCAUAUUCUAGGGCAUUGACAUCAUUUCCAUAAAGAGAAACCUCUGAACUACAUAGUGCACUAAAUCUGGACACGUUACACAGUGAGAUAUAAAUAUGACUGCUAUAAAGAUUCUAAUAUAAUAAUAUGUUUUUUUACGUUUCUUGACUGUUGCAUUAUUUUGCACUGAUUAACUAUAUUUUCAGUUUUGCUCUGUUAAUGAAUGAUUGUUAUUUGAAUGCUGUGUUGGUACCGGACAGCUAUAGUGCGGUGGGUAAGUUAACCUGUGGUGAAACUGAAACACACCCAUACAUCCUGUUAUCGUUGGCAUAUGGGGUGUCUGACAUGUUGCCCCAUUCUGUGACCGAAUUUGUAAAUCAGUGUUGACACUUUGCUCAGUUAUGGGUGUACUACUGAGCAUGUAUAAUGUAUCGACUGAAAUAGAAUUUUAAUUCAUGGAAAUAUUCAAAUAAAAAAUUUAAAAAUAAA
Messenger RNA from Platichthys flesus (European flounder), 3037 nucleotides. RefSeq names its product fukutin related protein (gene fkrp). The transcript is spliced from 2 exons. Gene Ontology annotation, biological process: protein O-linked glycosylation via mannose. The coding region runs from base 449 to 2047 and encodes 532 amino acids. The record is from RefSeq and is a predicted model, not a curated record. NCBI's taxonomy places the organism in Eukaryota, Metazoa, Chordata, Actinopteri, Pleuronectiformes, Pleuronectidae. Gene Ontology annotation, cellular component: Golgi apparatus.